GAACUCCUCGCCUCCGCCUUGGAAUGCGCACCUCGUGGUUCCCGCGAUCAAUGGGUCUUGACCGUCUCGGUGGGAACGCAGUCCAUCUCGCCCCUGCUGUGGGCCAUUGAUAGUGGGACGUGGGCUGCUGCCGAGUCGAUGAUUGAAGAUCUCUUGACCAUCCGUGCAGAUAGACUGAAGUACUACUAUGGUUUGGAUAGCCUCUUCCUCAGACACCCAGACAUCGUGGAGAUUUUGGCUUUCCGAGCCACCACUCUGCUGCCAACUUUGCUCAAUGGCAUGGUGUGGCGCUCUCAUUUGGUGCAUGGCGGUCUUAGACGUGCCAAUUAUUAUAUCAAACACCUCCUGGUGACCGACAAAGGGACCUUCCCCGAGGCGAUGGAGAACCUCGUGGAGCUUCACGAUCCAAAGAUUACGGUGCAUCCUUUCCUGCUGCGUUUGGUGGAUGUGAUUUGGACUGGUGUGGUGCGAUCGAAGUUCGUUUUUAGAAGUACUUGGCUUUUGUUCAAUUUGAUCCUCUUCGUGCUAAGCCAUGGGAUGCUGAACCAUAGGCAUGAACAGGAGCAUCUUUAUUCUCGCAUCGCCAUGUUCAGCUGCCGCGCGGUGAUCUACUUCUUAGGUAUGACGAACUUGAUUUAUGGCCGAGUUCGGCACGCCUAUCAGGCCAUAAGGGACAACGACCUGGUGGUUGUCUUCGAUCGGAUUCCCAUCCCGAAGCGCUACUUUGACAAUUGGCGGGAACCAGCGAGUCUCUUGCUUGUGCUGAGCCUGAUCGUGAGUUUUUUUAUCGAGCCAAUCUUCUUUUGCCUGCAGCAUUCAGAGGGCAACUUCGAAGGAGCCGGGAUUUUCACCGACAACUGUCCAGAGGCACAAGGUAUUUGUGAAGUGUACAGUGCCUUGCCAUGCCUC
This is a messenger RNA of Cladocopium goreaui, 909 nucleotides long. The record is from the annotation of a GenBank genome assembly. Lineage: Eukaryota; Dinophyceae; Suessiales; Symbiodiniaceae.